Darwinula stevensoni is the source of this 1654-nucleotide messenger RNA. Lineage: Eukaryota; Metazoa; Arthropoda; Ostracoda; Podocopida; Darwinulidae. The record is from the annotation of a GenBank genome assembly.
GGAUAACGACUCUGGGGAAAUGACAGGAGCUACAAAUGUUAGAAGUAUUUUUGGUCCUCGCAAAUUGAAGCACGAUAUAGUAAAGUUCGUGGAUCCGCCUCAAUCAGUGAAUCAGGAAACGAGCAUACGAAAUGCGGAAAUUCUCAGCGAAGUCAAGGGAGGCUACCUCAAGUUUUGGAUCACUGGGUAUGGAUUGAAGAGUGAAAGAGGAUUUCAUACUUCUAGUCUUAGGAUUCAGCGAAAAAGAGACUAUUAUGAGGUUUUGGGUAUCCCACGGAAUGCAUCACAAAAGGAAAUCAAGAAGGCAUACUAUCAGCUAGCCAAGAAAUACCAUCCAGACACAAACAAGGGAGAUCCUGAGGCAUCAAAAAAAUUCCAAGAUGUGUCAGAGGCUUAUGAGGUACUUAGUGAUGACACUAAGCGGAGGGAGUACGAUUCAUGGGGCUCAACCCGAGAACAGAUGGGCAUGGGUGGUAGAAGUACUGGUGGUGGUGGUGGCCAUGGGGGUGACCCCUUUAGAGGAUGGAAUUUUCAAUCCUCUGUUGAUCCAGAAGAACUAUUCCGAAAGAUUUUUGGAGAUGCAGGAUUCCGCAUGGGCUUUCCUGGUUCUGAGGAUUUUGCAGAAUCUAACUUUGGGUUUGGAUCUGCUCAGGAGGUCCUUGUGAACCUUACAUUCCAGGAAGCAUCUCGUGGGGUUAACAAAGACAUUCAAGUUAAUGUAGUUGAUGUCUGUCCCCGAUGCAAAGGAACAAGGGCAGAACCUGGGACAAAGGGCCCAUUUGUGAUGCGAUCAACAUGCAGGCAAUGCCAUGGAACUAGAGUCCACAUCAAAUUCCCUUGUGUGGAAUGUGAGGGAAAGGGGAGCACAGUUCAGAGGAAAUCCAUCACAGUUCCUGUUCCUGCAGGAGUGGAAGAUGGACAGACUGUGCGGAUGCCUGUUGGAAAGAAAGAGAUUUUCGUAACAUUCCGUGUGGCCAAGUCAGAUUAUUUCCGUCGAGAUGGUUCAGACAUUCACACUGAUGCCAACAUCAGCAUUGCUCAAGCCAUCUUAGGUGGCACCAUACGAGUUCAAGGCCUCUAUGAAGACCUUGCGAUCAAUGUUCCUGCUGCGACAUCCUCCCACACAAGGAUUCGAGUAGCUGGAAAAGGUGUGAAAAGAGUGAAUUCUUAUGGUUAUGGAGAUCAUUACAUUCACUUGAAGGUGAAGGCUCCCAGCUCCUUGACUGCUGAACAGAAAGCAUUGAUCACUGCAUAUGCUGAAUUAGAAACUGACACCCCUGGAUCUGUGCAUGGCAUUACCACUACACACUCAGGGUCUGGGAAGAAGCAGGCACAUGCAGGGGCAGAAGGGAUUAAUUUCAAAGAGGAAACCAAGGAAGAGCCAAGUGCUGGGAUCCUCUCACGCAACAAGAAAUCAGUGACAGAGACAGAGAAGCUAAAGCUCCUUCGUCUGGUGCUAGCAGGUAAUUAUGAAGAGUUAGAACAAUACCUGGAGGGGCUGGAGUCAGACAAGAACAGAGACAGUGGUGGUUGACCCAUGCUGUGUCUUUCAGUGGUGAUCAAAACUCUUCCUUUGUGCCUCUCAGUGUUUUUGUUGUCAUUCUCUGUGAGUAGUAUGCAAGAGGAAUACAAAGUCCUGAUGUGAUACAUCACA